AUGCCUGUUAUACUCCGCCUGUCGGCAGACCCCAUGACGGACAUGAAGAAACAUUUUCGCCUUAUCGGGAAAUUCCUCCAAGCACCUGAAACAAUGCGGGACAGGCUGAACACGUCUGCUACGAUGGAAGAAUCGUCCCUUACGUCCCUUACUAUUAAGAGGCCGCUCGUCGUUUGUAUAUGUUUCCGGAACCCGGAGACGCUCUCUUGGAGAAUACGUUUGACGAGGGAUAUAGGAAUCUGA
This is a messenger RNA of Morchella sextelata, 243 nucleotides long. RefSeq lists its product as uncharacterized. The record is from RefSeq and is a predicted model, not a curated record. NCBI's taxonomy places the organism in Eukaryota, Fungi, Ascomycota, Pezizomycetes, Pezizales, Morchellaceae. Bases 1 to 243 code for a protein of 80 amino acids. The transcript has a single exon.